Solanum pennellii is the source of this 5926-nucleotide messenger RNA. Its product is annotated as N-lysine methyltransferase setd6. NCBI's taxonomy places the organism in Eukaryota, Viridiplantae, Streptophyta, Magnoliopsida, Solanales, Solanaceae. Gene Ontology annotation, cellular component: nucleus. Gene Ontology annotation, biological process: peptidyl-lysine monomethylation. The record is from RefSeq and is a predicted model, not a curated record. The transcript has 11 exons. The coding region runs from base 4205 to 5743 and encodes 512 amino acids. Gene Ontology annotation, molecular function: protein-lysine N-methyltransferase activity.
UAUGUGCAAUUAUUUUUAAUUUUUGGUAUUAAUUGGCGCCUCUAUUCAAAAAGGCGAGCGCCUCGCCGCGUGGCGAGGCAGACCCUUGUCGCCUUUUGUCGCCUCUCGCUGUCCAAAACACUGCCUCAUCUUGUCUGCCACUAAGUCUACUCCACCUUUUCCCUGAUGUCUUUAUUCAUGGUCCUAUAUUUUCUAGUAUGCCCACACAUCUAUUUCAACAUCCUCAUUUCAGCUACUUUUAUCUUCUAGCCGUGAGAGUUCUGGACCCACCAGGCGCCAACACUCCGCCCUAUGUAACAUAGCUGGUCUGACUACCACUCCAUAAAACUUACAACCUAAGGCUUGAUGGCACAUUAUUAACACACAACACACUAGAUGUGAGCCUCCAUUUCAUCACCUCACUCUAAUAUGAUGUGUAACAUUCUUAUCAAUCUCUUCAUUUCCUUGGAUUAUUGACCUCAAAUAUUUGGAACUCCCUCUCUUGGAGAUGAUUUCUAUAUCAGUCCCUACAUCCACAUCUGCCACGCGAUUUAUGUAUCAAUCCCCACAUUCACAUCCCCACAUGAUUUAUGUUAGUAAACUUGUAUUCUACGUAUUUUAUCUUAGUCUUUCUCAACCUGAAUCCUUAAGACUCCAAGGUCAAGUCUCCAAACCAAUAAUCUAUUAUUAUCUCUAUUGCGUGUCUCGUCAAUUUAACUAUGUCCUUUGCAAAUACCAUACAACAGGUCACCUCUCCUUGGGUAUGCCGCGUUAGUUCAUCCAUCACCAAAGUAAAUAGAAACAAUCUAAUGGCUGAUCCUUGGUGCACCCCAUCACGACUGGGAAGUGCUCCGCGUCUCCUCCGACAUCCUUACUCGGUUCGUGGCUCCAUGAUACAUGUCCUUAAUCCCCCUAAUGUAAGACACAAGUACCUCUUGACUUUGAACAUCUCCAUAGAACCCCCUAGAGACUUUGUUGUAUGUGUUUUCGAAGUCAAUGAAUACCAGAUGUAAGUGCUUGUUUCUCUCCCUAUACUACAUCAGUCUCCUUACUGGAUGAGAUGUAUGGCUUUGUAGUGGAACAUUUCAACAUGAAUCCAAAUUGGUUCUCGGUAGUAGACACACCCUUUCUCAUCCUCAUCUCUAUGACUCUACUAUCCUCUCCCAAACUUUCAUAUUGUGGCUUAACAACUUAAUACCCCUAUAGUUGUUGCAAUUCUGAAUAUCCUUGUUCUUGUACAGCAGGAUCAUAUUUCCACUUCGAUUCUUCAGGAAUUUUAGACGUCCUAAAAAUGAUGUAAACAACCCAGUUUGCCACUCCAUACCCGCUUUACCUGCACUCUUCCAAAAAUUUCAUUGGACCUGGCUGGCUCGAUCGCCCUUCCCCUUCUCAUCCAAAGAAUAACCUCCUCAAACGUUAUACCCCUACAAUACUCAAAAUCUUGACUACUCCAGGAUGCUCUAAAUCACCCAAAAAAAUAUUCGUGUCCCCCUUCUUCAUUCAAGAGUUUUUUUUUUCUGGAGAUAGCAACAAGUUGUAGUAAAAAUCAAAAUCAAAAGGGGCCAGUGAAGACCUAACUACAAGGCUAAAUCGAAAGUGCAGAAAUUAUUAACUAGCAACUAAAGAGACUCUAGGAAUAUUAGUGUCUCUGCGUCAUAUAUGUACUUGUCUUUACACCAGAAAUGCAAAGUUGAAUACAAUUAAGCUUUGUAUUCUGAAUAGGGUUGCUUUUGUUUUGAAAACAUCUUGAGUUCCUUUUCCCCCAGAUAGUCCACCAUAUGCAACCUGGGAUCAGACUCCAACAUUUUUUUGAGCUCUAGUUCCUCUUCUUCUGCUCUACGUAGUACAUCUAGUGUAUUUGUUGGCAUUGCCCAACUCAAACCAAUGCUUGCAAGAAUAUGUUCGACAGUUCAAUAGUCACCCUAAAAUACAAAAAGAGGUGACUAUUUGUUUCAGCAUCAUAAGUGGUGGAUAGAGCAUAGGUGUAUUCUCUUUCUUUGCAGUCUGUCUCGUGUCAAAAAAGCCUUCUUUGAUGCCAACCAAACUAAUUAUACCACCUUCUACGGUAUGUUUGUCUUCCAUAGCUGUCUCUAGGGUCAGUUUACUUGAAGAUUGUUGUUAUGAUUCCUCAAGUGAUAUGCUGUCUUGACUGUGAAAACUCCUUCUGUCUCUCAAUUACCACAAUCUACCUUUUUCUGUUGAGGUUCCAUUGAAGAAAAUUAAGUGUGUUAAGGAAGGCACUAAAUCUGUCCAUUUUGCAGUCACUCAAAAGUUUUCUGAAACUCAGGUCUCAUCCUUUGAUUGUUCCAUACCCUCAUUGAUACUGGCCCUUUGCUGCAAGUCAGGAUGUAAACAUCCUAAGUAAGCCAUUACCUAGCCAAUUAUCUCCUGAAAGAGAACUAUCUUGCCCAUUCCCAACUUUGAAUCUGAUAUUAAUGCUGAUAUCAUCCAAGGAUUUCUAAUAGUCCUCCAAACAUGACCCAAUAAACAGUGCUAACAACUUCGGUUUUCCUAGUAUUCUUUUCCAUAUUUUUCUUUAAUCACCCUCCAUAAUGAUUGAUCUUGAUUUGAGUAUCUCCAGAGCCACUUCAUGAGUGAACUUUGAUUUUGCUUCCUAAGGAUUUGUAUGCCAAUCCCCCUUUGUUGUUUUCUUAGUGUUAGAGUUUUCCAGUUGACAAGAUGAACACCCUUUUUUUCCUGGUUGUGUUGCCACAGAAAGUCACUUCUCAACAUAUCCAGUCUUUUGUCAACUUGUGGAGUUAUGUGAAAAAUAGACAUCGUAUGAGUCAUACAAGGCCCCCCAUCGCCAUCAACUUCUCCCCCAUCUCCUGGGUUUUGACAGUAGUCAAGCCACUGCACUUGAUUGUUGAUAGGUCAUACAACGUCCUAUUCUUCCUCUUCCUCUUCCUCUUGAUCUCUAAAUCCAUUGCUAUGAGCUUAUGUUGAGUUGUAAGAUACUCAGUCAGGAUGGGGCAUAAUGAUGAAGGAAAGUUCACAGUAAGGCAGCCUACAAGAUAGAGAUGAACCUGAAUACUAUCACUGACAACUGGGUUUGGAAGCUAGUCUGGAAGGUCACCUUCCACCCAAAGUUGUUUGCUUUAGCUGGACAGCGAUCCGUGAAGCCAGUUCUACACAGGACAACCUUGCAAGGAGGAAGAUUCGGAUUGUGAAUAGAUGCCACAUAUGUUAUUGAGAAGCAGAACCUCAUAGCCAUCUGUUUCUGCAGUGCCUGGCCACAACAGACUUAUGGCACCUGGUUCUCACCCUUUUUGGCCUCAGAUGGGUAAUGCCAAACUCUAUCAGGGAGUUUUUGAAUGCUGGAGCCACUGAAAACUUGACAGCACCGUCAAAAAGAUUUGGAAGAUGAUACCAACUGCCAUCUUAUGGACUAUCUGGAAUGAAAGAAAUAGAAGAUGUUUUGAUGGCCUCUCAACUAGCCAAUCUAUGUUCAAAGCUAAAUGUAUUUUGUAUUUAUAUAGUUGUUUUUUCCCCCAAUAGAUUCCUCUAAAACGUUUUUAGGUUUUGUUUGCUCUAUGAUAGUGUACUAGAGAUAACAUACUAGUGCUCACUAUCGUGUAACUUCUUUUCAUCUUCUUGAUAUCAUGAAUGGAAUCAAUUACUUCAUCUAAAAAAAAAGAUACUCGAGAUAUCCUUGCAGUGCUUACAUAGACUUCUAUCACACUUUCUAAGGAGUAAGUAAUUUAUCUAAAUCUUUGUCACCGUACUACAAAAGUCACCCAGUGAUCCUCCUUCUUCGGGGAACUCGAAUUAGCUAUCACCAAAUCAAAAGCAUUAGCAAAGUCCGAAGGCGAAACUCCUUUCAUUUCUAUCCCAAAACCGAAACUGCCAUGAACAUCAACAUAACCCGUUGAAGUAUUCCUGAUGUGGCCAUUGGAAUCACCUCCUAUGAAUAGCUUCUCGGUGUGCGGGACCCCUCACUACCUCGUCCAAAUCCUCCCAAAACUGCCUUUGUUCCUCCUCAUCCAAGCUCGAUUGUCGUUCAUUUGCACUAAUAAUAUUCAAGGUAAGUCCUCAUAAUGACCACUAAAAUUGAACAGAAUCACGGCUUGUUUGCUUGGAGGCAGAUAAGAUCCAGGGCACCUUACAAAGUGGUACAUUUUGUUGGACUGUCAUAUAUGAAGCAGUUCUUACACAACACUGUGACAAGAAUAAGUAUUCUUAUCAUCUGCUUUUGCCUUGUAGCUUCACAACUCAAAUCUGGAAUAUGUUUUUCAACACUACUUAUGUUAGCUGGGUGAUGCCUAGAAGGCUACGACUAUCGAGCAAUUGCUUCACAUUUGAACUGCUGGAACUUUACUUUGGUGGCGAAGAUGUCAAGGACAUGGUAGGCUUUAAUAGUCCAAGGAAUGAGAUGGAAGCCUUGAAUUCAAUUCUUACAGCCAUUGCUAAGUUGGAUGGAGAACAUUGUUCAACCACCACAUUGGAAGAAUUACGAGUUGCAGCUGUCAACUUGAUUUCUGAAUUGGGAAAGAAAUGUGAAGAGGAGAGCAAAGUUGUUACUCGGUCUAGCUGUGAGGCAGAGAAAUGUUUACAACAGUGGGGCGAAGACCAAGGUGUGAAGUCACAAUUGGAGAUAUCUUUCAUUAUUUCACCAACAAACUGUAUUAACUUUGAAGGAGCUGGAAGGGGAGCUAUUGCAAGACAAGAUCUGAGAAUUGGAGACAUUGCCUUGGAGAUCCCUUUAUCCAUUGUCAUUUCAGAUGAUAUUGUGCAUGAAUAUUACAUGUAUUCCAUUUUGGAAAAGAUCGAGGGCAUGUCAGCAGAAACAAUGUUACUGUUGUGGAGCAUGAAGGAGAAGCACAACCGUGAUUCCAAAUUUAAGUUGUACUUUGAUACGCUGCCAGAGGUAUUUAAUACAGGUUUGAGUUUUGGAAUGGAGGCUAUAAUGGCUUUAGAUGGAACCUUGCUGCUAGAAGAGAUUGUCCAAGCAAAAGAGCACUUGCGUGCACAAUAUGAUGAACUAUUUCCAUCCCUAUGCAAUGAUCACCCAGAUGUAUUUCCUCCGGAGCAAUACAGAUGGGAGCAGUUCUUAUGGGCUUGUGAACUUUGGUACUCCAAUAGCAUGAAAAUUAUGUUUAGUGAUGGAAAGCUAAGAACCUGCUUGAUUCCAAUUGCAGGUUUACUUAAUCAUUCGACUUGUCCACACAUAAUGCACUAUGGGAAAGUUGAUUCCACGACAAAUUCUAUAAAAUUUCCUUUGUCAAGGUCGUGUAAUGCAGGGCAACAAUGUUUUCUUGGCUACGGGAGCUUCUCUAGUUCUCAUCUACUGACCUUCUAUGGUUUUCUACCACAACUAGAUAACUACUAUGAUGUGAUUCCGCUAGAUAUUGAUGUUGCAAGCAAUGAAGAUUGUGCAGACACAGACCCUACACCUGAUUGGACCUCCCAUAUGGUCCGUGGAACGUGGUUCUCAAAGAAUCACGGCAUCUUCCAUUAUGGGUUACCACCGCCUCUACUGGAUAGUAUGCGUAGAUCUCGGAAUCCUUCCUUGCAGUCGAUGACCCUUACACCAGAGAACUUGGAAAUUGAACUCGACAUACUUAGGGACCUUUGUUCUAUGUUCGAAGAGAUGCGGGAUGGACUAGGAGAUCCUGAAUUGGAUAACAGGGAGACCACAAGUUGUGAUGUAAAGCUUGCAGCGGAUUUCAAAGAUUUACAGAGGAGGAUUUUUUCCUCCAUUGUUGCUUCAUGUCAGGCAGGAUGUGAGUUGGUAGAAUGUGAACUGCAAAUAUACACACUAUAACAACAGUGCUGAAGCUCUUCUAUGUUUUAGAAUUGUUAAAUUAUUAUUGCAAGUUAUUUUAGAUGAAUCUAGUCAACUAGUUAGCCCUUUUAAUUAGGAGUUGAAUUCUAUUUGAAUUUUGAAUAAGUUGUAUUUUACACACUUUAGGAGUGGUAUUUUCAAUAUAUCUUUUUGUUUAUUUUA